UACUGUAUUGUACUGUGAAUCUCUGGAGGGGGGCUGCAAAAAAAUCUCCUAUUCUUACAGAGGUCCAUCCCCCGUACCUAUAACAUCUUAAGCCAGUUUGCUUUAUAACAGGUCACAGGACGUAGAUGUCUUUUUGAUUCACAUAUUUAUUUUGUUUUUAUUUUAGUUUAUGGUUUGGUUUUUUAACACUCCGGGAGGGCAGAAAUGGCGGCCAACAUGUACCGGGUCGGAGAUUAUGUCUUCUUUGAGAAUUCUUCAAGCAACCCCUAUCUGAUCAGGCGAAUAGAGGAGCUGAAUAAGACGGCAAGCGGCAAUGUGGAGGCAAAGGUGGUCUGUUUCUACAGGAGAAGGGACAUCUCACAGAGCCUCAUCCAGCUGGCUGACAAGCACGCAAAGGACCUGGAAGAAGAGAAGGAAAGCCCCUCUGAGCCAGACCUCUCUGAAAAACAGAAACAUCAGCUUCGCCACAGAGAGCUUUUCCUUUCCCGGCAGUACGAAUCCCUCCCUGCCACACACAUCAGGGGGAAGUGCAGUGUGGCCCUCCUGAACGAGACAGAAGCUGUGCUCUCCUACCUUGACAGAGAGGACACAUUUUUUUACUCAUUGGUGUACGACCCCACACAGAAGACACUAUUGGCCGAUAAGGGCGAGAUUCGCGUUGGUCCACGCUUUCAGGCUGAUGUCCCAGAAAUGCUACAGGAAGGAGAACCUGAUGACAGAGACCAGUCUAAAAUGGAGAUGAAGAUGUGGGACCCAGAGUGUCCACUGACCAACAAACAGAUUGACCAGUUUCUUGUGGUUGCUCGAGCGGUUGGUACUUUUGCUCGAGCUUUGGACUGCAGCAGCUCCGUCAGACAGCCCAGCUUACACAUGAGUGCCGCAGCAGCCUCACGAGACAUCACACUGUUCCAUGCUAUGGACACCCUGCAUCGGCACGGCUAUGACCUCUCCAGCGCUCUGAGCGUGCUCGUUCCUCAAGGAGGGCCCGUGCUGUGCCGGGAUGAGAUGGAAGAGUGGAGCUCGUCAGAGGCAAACUUGUUCGAGGAGGCGCUGGAGAAAUACGGCAAAGACUUCAACGAUAUCCGGCAAGACUUUCUUCCUUGGAAGUCACUGACCAGCAUCAUUGAGUAUUAUUACAUGUGGAAAACCACAGACAGAUACGUUCAGCAGAAACGACUGAAGGCAGCUGAAGCAGAGAGCAAGCUGAAGCAAGUCUACAUCCCCACAUAUAAUAAACCCAACCCUAACCAGAUCUCCGUCAGUAACGGCAAAAUGGCAACUGUGAACGGUGCAGCAGGCACAGGCAGUUUCCACACAGCCGGAGGCGGACGCGCGUGUGAGAGCUGUUUUGGUGCACAGUCUGCUCAGUGGUACUCUUGGGGUCCUCCAAACAUGCAGUGUCGCCUGUGUGUGUCCUGCUGGAUGUACUGGAAAAAGUAUGGUGGCCUGAAGAUGCCAAGCAGAGCUGAGGGGGUAGAGGAAAAAACGCCUCCGAGCCCUGCACCCAAUGAGAUUCGUUCUCGUGGCCAUGGCGCCCGUCAGUCUUCCCACAUGGUUCCAAUGAGGAACAGCGGCAGCCCCAAAUCCUCAAUGAAGACCAAGCAGGCGUUCCUCCUGCAGGCCACGCGCCUCACCAAGCUGGCGCGUCACAUGUGCCGCGAUCUCAUCAGGCUGCGCCGGGCCGCGCGCCGCCCCUUUGUGCCCAUUAACUGUGGUGCCAUAAAGGCGGAGUAUAUGAUCCGGGUGUCAGAGGGCAUGACAGGGCGACCUAUGAAGCCCAAAUCCUCCCCGAGGAGCACCCUGACCAGCGUCUUGCAGUACCUUGAGUCUCGUCCAGCAACUCAUGUUCAGCGGCCUCACCGCACCCCUGGUCUACAGGUGCAGCCCCCACGACGCCUGCUGUCCUCUCUUCCCAGCCAUGGCCCGCUUGGCAUAUUGGGAAAACGGAGCUACCAUCACCACAGCCGGGUUGAAUCCGCGGAGAGGAGGGCCGGUGCUCCAGGACAAGAAAAUCCAGCUCAUAUUGUGGGACCCAUUCUGCAGCAUAAUGGAAGCAGCACCGGUGGCUCUAACCUUCGCGCCAGUGGCCUGAUGCUCCGUAAGAGACGACCCAACUGGAUUGAUGCCCCCGAUGACAGCUUCUUCCUGGUUUCCCGAGAGACGAGGAAAGCCAGGAGGCUGCUCUCCCGUCAACAGUUAAGAAGAGCAUGUAGACAACCAUGUGAGCAGAUCAGCCUGCGCAGGGUCCCUCAGGGGCCAGCACAGGUACCUGUACUGGCGCCCCCUCACCCCAGUUUACGGAUGCGGGGUCCAAUCGUCAUCCAUGACUGACAGUCAUCUGCAUUGUUCUCCCCAGUCUGUCAGUUUACCAUUUGGAGUUUCAUUUGCCUAGUCAAUUUGCUUCCUCUUAUUCUACUUCUUCUAAAACUUUCGCUUCCACCUCUGGACAAAAGGCUUACAAUAAUAAAGCAUUUAGCUAAUAACCCGACCACUAAAAAAAAUGAUAUUUGUAUAUUCAACACCUUCUUGGAUGGCAGCCACGGCUCUUGUUUCAAUAUCUUUCUAAGUACUAAAUGCUCAUUAAGUUUCAAUACAAGCGCAACUUAAACACUUUUACCUUACAGCAACUUAUAACGUCGGCUCUGAGCACUGAGAAUCUAUGGCUGUGGCAACUAAACUUACAGGGUUCCACAAAUGUGUAUCAUGUACAGAUCAACGCUGAUGCUGACCAUUCAACAGACUCUUUUGAGAAGUGUUAGUGUACUCUUUGUAAAUUCAGUUAGCUCUGCAUUGAAUGGUUUCCUUUAUUUCUCUGUAUCUUCUGUGCGUAUCAUGACAAGUACACGUCUGUAAGCUGUUUUUAUAUUGUAUUCAUGCGAGGACUGGAUUGGAUGUUGAGUUACUGGCUAAUUGGUGGUUUUAACUGAGAGCAUGUUUCAAUCGAUUCUUUUAACUGGAGAUUUUGUAAUGAUUUGUGGAAGUCAAAGCAGUCUUUGCAACUCUCUAUGUAACAUUCAUUCAGGACAUUAUGGUUCUGUUCCCCUCUUUAAGAUGCCAGUAAUACCCUUUAGAUGUUUGUAAGAAAUGUAUUUAUUGGCUUCUUAACAAAUAAAGCCAAUUUUUCAGCACUUCACCAAUUAAAAUGACAAACUGACCCUUUGGCAGAAGUCAUAAUUAAAAUUUGGCUAAGGGAAUAUUCAUUAUCCCGGCUGUGUAUAUAGCAUGUGACAGUGAAACAAUAAGCUAUUUUGUUUUCAAUGCCUCAUACAUUUUUGUUGUCUUUCAUUGUAUGUCACACAUUUACUGAAAAAUGAUAAAUAAAAAAGCGCAGUACA
Messenger RNA from Rhinichthys klamathensis goyatoka, 3335 nucleotides. It is a transcript of the gene mta3, whose product is annotated as metastasis associated 1 family, member 3. Gene Ontology annotation, cellular component: NuRD complex; nucleoplasm. Lineage: Eukaryota; Metazoa; Chordata; Actinopteri; Cypriniformes; Leuciscidae. The transcript is spliced from 19 exons. The record is from RefSeq and is a predicted model, not a curated record. Gene Ontology annotation, molecular function: transcription corepressor activity; histone deacetylase binding; transcription coactivator activity. Gene Ontology annotation, biological process: negative regulation of transcription by RNA polymerase II. Bases 205 to 2331 code for a protein of 708 amino acids.